AUGGCUUCACUCCUCGCGGCUCUUUCAGCCUUGGGCUUGAUAGAGGCCGUGUGGGCUGAGCCUACAGUCUCGUUUCCAUUCAAUGCGCAACUGCCACCAGUCGCCAGGCCAAAUGAGCCCUUCUCAUAUUCGCUCUCUCCGAACACAUUUCGAUCCGGCACCAAUAUGACGUACUCUCUAGGGGAGCAUCCCAAGUGGUUAUCAAUCGAGAGCGAGAACCUACGUCUUUACGGGACACCAAAGGACGAGGAUAUCCCUCCAGGCGAGGUUGUAGGCCAACAGUUUGAUCUCAUUGCGACAGACGAUGAUGGUUCGGCUUUCAUGAAUGCUACUCUUGUCAUCUCACGCAGCCCACCGCCGUCUAUACAAAUCCCGCUCUCGCAGCAGAUGGAUCAUUUCGGGCAAUUCUCAGCUCCGUCUUCCAUAUUAUCCUAUCCAUCGACCGAAUUCCACUAUACCUUUGACCCGAAUACAUUUGGCACAGGGAAGAAUCUCAACUACUACGCCUCAACCAACGAUAACACUCCCUUACCAGCAUGGAUCAGAUUCGACGACAAAACAAUGACCUUUUCUGGCAGGACUCCAGCCUUUGAAACGUUGGUCCAGCCUCCACAGACAUUCGACUUUAAUCUUGUUGCGUCUGACAUCGUCGGCUUCUCGGGGACGUGUCUUUCCUUCGCCAUCGUAGUGGGAAGCCACAAGCUCUCUGCAGAUCAUCCAGUUGUUCUUCUGAAUGCUACAAGAGGGUCCAAGGCGAGCUACAAUGGUUUAGCAAAGGGCAUCCAGUUGGACAGCGAGGCCAUCCGGUCAGGUUCUCUCAACGUGUCAGUCGAGAACAUGCCAUCCUGGCUAACUCUUGACCAUGCAACGCUGCUUCUGGAGGGAACUCCGGGAGGCGAUGACCAUUCUACGAAUUUCACAGUCGUCAUUCAUGACUCUUUUGCCGACACGCUCAACGUUUUUGUCGAGGUCGAUGUGGCCUCGGGAGUAUUCCAGUCAAACCUCGAGGGCGUCAAAGUACAACCGGGGAGUGACUUCAGCCUAGACCUGUCUUCGCAUUUCCGCGAUCCAGAUGAUAUCGAGCUCAAAGUUGAUAUCGAUCCACAGGAGGGUUGGCUACAAGUCCAAGGGCUCAAGAUGUCGGGCCAUGUCCCCAAGACGAUGACGGGCAAGUUCAACUUGUCCAUCAAGGCGGUUUCAAAAAGCACCGGCCUUACAGAGACACAAGUCGUUCAUGCCGAUCUUCUCUCACCCUCAGAGGCGACGAACACGGCAUCGUCCUCCAGGCCUACAACGCCGGCUGGUGCGGCCUCCAAGGACUCCCACCGCCACCACAUAGGCACAACAGAUGUCCUCCUUGCCAUUAUUCUGCCAGUUCUUGUUAUUAUUUUCGCCAUCAUGCUGCUUGUAUGCCUCAUGCGAAGGCGGAAGCACCGUGGCACUUAUCUAUCGGCAAGAAAACAUCGGCCCAAGAUAUCGGACCCAAUACUCUUUACUGUGCGCAAUAACGACUCAGAUCUUGAAACAAUCUACCAUGCAGAGGACACUGUUCGCUCUAAAAUGUCUAAUAGCCCUCAGCUGCAUCCCAAAGGCGACGGAUACCGCGUUGGGGGGAGGAUUCGUCCCCUAAGGUCCGGUACACGACUAUUUAAGAAAGACGACGGUAUCUUUGCAAGAGUUGCUUCACGAGUGUCAUUAAGGUCAUUAGCAUCAGGCAAAUUGGGCGGUGGAUCGGCUAUGCGUGGUCCACCAUAUCCGAUGGCCUCGGGGGCUCGGUCUGCCACAGGCGGGAGCGUUAGCCUUCUGGGAGAUGAUGAAGAUCACGGCUCCUGGUUCACUGUGGAGAGGGCAACGGUUGGUGAAAGAAGCCACAAGUCGUCAGACAGCAGGCAGUCUGACACGACUCUACCUGAAGUCGCUCAGCCAUACUUGCCCACAUCUGGCUUUCUUUCAGAGGCGGGGGAGAGUGCAUUCAGGAGCGGAUUGGAUCUGACUCUGCCUUCGUUCGAUGACUUGGCCAACAUCCAACCCAUGCCCAUGGCGGCAAAACAAACGUCGGGCCAGCGAGCCAUCUCUCCGGCCUUUUCGGCCACGACAUCGAGCUCUGCCGCAUUGCCGACAGAUCUCGCUCUUAUUCAAGAGCCAUUCGACCCCAGCCUAGUCAGUCGAGCAAAAGCGACUGCCAGGAAGCCCGUGUCUAAUACAAAGGAAGCGAGUGAAGCAGCAGAAAGCGCCUCAGAGAUAAAGCAGCCAAACCAAGCGCGACUUCCAAGCCAACAAUGGCUCAGCCGCCGCGGCUCCUCCUGGAAAGAAGGAGACUCUGUCAACGGGGCUAAGAGCUUCCGCACCGAGCCGUCAUUCGGGUCCCAAGAGAACUGGCGCGUCAUCGGACGACGGGACCCAAGCGUGGCAUAUCUGGAGCUCGUAGACGAGACACCCUUUCUCCCGUCUCGAACGAAUUCGAAGAACAACCUGGGGCAGCCGGAAGAGAGGCACAGUCUCGAGCUCAUGUCCCCGAGCAAAUGGGGCGAAGACGAGCGGAAGAGCACAAUACGGCCGAUGCGGUCGACGAGUGUGCUGAGCGAUGAAAGCUCAUCUGUGUUUGGGGAGCGGGAAGCGCUGGCAAAGGCAAAGGCGACGGCUUGGAGGAGAGAUGAUUCAGCGGCCAAGGUAUCGGAAAGGAGCUUCGUGGCGUUUAUAUAA
Messenger RNA from Trichoderma aggressivum f. europaeum, 2703 nucleotides. RefSeq lists its product as uncharacterized. NCBI's taxonomy places the organism in Eukaryota, Fungi, Ascomycota, Sordariomycetes, Hypocreales, Hypocreaceae. Gene Ontology annotation, molecular function: calcium ion binding. The transcript has a single exon. Gene Ontology annotation, cellular component: membrane. The record is from RefSeq and is a predicted model, not a curated record. The coding region runs from base 1 to 2703 and encodes 900 amino acids.